CACAAUAUGAGUUCUAAAAGUCAAGCAAUGAUCCUUUUGUUGAUUUUGACAAUAUUCUCCUUCACUUUCACACCAUCAUCAAGUGAUUCCAUUACCAUCUACUGGGGCCAAAACACAGCAGAAGGCACCUUGAAAGCAGCAUGUGACACUGGUCUUUACGAGAUUGUACUCCUAGGGUUCCUUGAUGUCUUUGGAGAAGGAAGAACUCCAAGUUUGAACUUCACUGGUCAUUGCCGUGGAAGUUCUUGCAUAACCCUCGAAUCCGAAAUCAACCACUGCCAAAAUAAUGUUAUUGAAGUUUACCUUUCCAUUGGAGGCCCUUCCGGAACCUACUCCCUUGGCUCAUCAGAUGAUGCUAAAAAUUUUGCUGAUUAUCUUUAUACUAACUUCCUUACACUUCCUAGUCAAAAAAAGAAAAAAAAUCAAGUUGGUCCACUUGGAGAUGUUACCUUAAAUGGUAUACAAUAACCCUUCAUGUCAAUAUGAUCAAACAAAUGUCGACGCUACACCGCUCUUACAAUCACUGGAUGCUUGGACGUCGUCAGUUCCACCAGAACUUAGUAUCGUUUUCUGGGGACUACCAGCAGCACCUGAUGCAGCUCCUGGUGGUGGUUAUAUACCACCAAAUGAUCUCAUUUCUAAGGUUCUUCCUCACAUUGAAGAAACUUGCUCUACCCAUAGCUGUGGAGGAUUUAUGCUUUGGGAUAGAUUCCAUGAUAUUGAAAGUAAUUACAGCAAUCAGGUAAAGCACUGGGAUGAACAAUCUGCUUGUCGAUUUGUGACACAAGUUUCCAAGGCAAGCUUGGGGUCUGUCUCGACAACUUGAAGGCUCUGUUGCAUGGACACUUUUGAUUGAAGGCGUGUCCUAAUAUCCGACACGUAUCGUGUUCGACACCAACACCACAUCGGCACUUGUGAUUGAAUCAUCUCAUUUUCUCAAAAUUUUAUCGGUAUAGGUGUAUCAGUGUCGUGUUCAGUGUCUGUGAUCCUUGCAUCAUAACUUGAAGGUCAUGUUACGUUACCAAAUUAAAUUAUGUAAACGUGAACCCACGUGAAGCAUCUUAUCAUAUGUAGGUACUAGAUUUUACUAUGAAAUUAGAAUAAUAUUCACUUGCAAGUUGCGUGAUUUCAACUUAUGUUCCGGCUUUGUUUGAAAGUUUUGAGAUAG
Molecule: messenger RNA, 1168 nt
Organism: Medicago truncatula (barrel medic)
Lineage: Eukaryota; Viridiplantae; Streptophyta; Magnoliopsida; Fabales; Fabaceae
Product: acidic endochitinase-like
Exons: 1
Coding region: 455-826 (123 amino acids)
Cellular component (GO): extracellular region
Molecular function (GO): chitinase activity
Source: RefSeq, a predicted model, not a curated record